AUGUCGACCUCCUCCGGUGAAACCAUUGCCGUCUCUGAUUCUCAAAAUUUGCUUACCAUCAACAUGACCAAUGUUACUAAGCUUAUCGGCACCAACUUUCUGAUGUGGAGCCGUCAAGUCUAUGCUCUCCUCGACGGAUACGAUCUCACUGGUUAUCUCGACAACACCGUUGAGGUUCCACCACUCACUCGAACUGUUGCCGGCGUCACAUCUGACAAUCCUGACUACAAGAUCUGGAAACGUCAAGACCGUCUCAUUUACAGUGCUCUCCUAGGUGCCAUCACGGUGUCUGUCCAGCCGCUGCCCUCCACCACCACGACAUCAGCUGAGAUUUGGAGUACUCUUUCCUCGAUCUACGCAGCUCCGAGUCGUGCUCAUGUUCAACAGUUGAAACAACAGAUCCAAAUUUGGGUCAAAGGCGAGAAGUUAAUCGAGGAGUACUUCCAAGGCCUUACUACACGGUUUGAUAAGUUGGCUCACCUUGGGAAGCCGAUGGAGCUCGAUGAUCAGAUCGAGAAGAUUCUUAAGGGACUCCCCGAUGAGUAUCGUCGUGUCAUUGAUCAGCUUGAAGGUCGUGAACGUACUCCUUCGCUCCCUGAAGUGUUUGAGAAACUUCUUCAUCACGAAGUUACAUUGAAGAAUAUGGUCGUAGGUUCUUCGUCACUUCCCGCAACAGCGAAUGCUGUUCAUGUUCGUGGUCACCGUGGACAGUCACGCUCACAUAAUCGCAACCACCAGCCGUGGCAAUCACAACAAUCGUUCCAACCGCGUCAUCACAACUCUGCUCCACGUGGUUAUCAAGGACGCUGUCAGAUUUGUGGUGUUCAUGGCCAUAGCGCUCGCCUUUGUUCGCAGCUUCAACUCUCCGGUAGCCACUAUAACACGGUCUCACCUAACACACCGUCUCCUGUAUCAUGGCAGCCUCGUGCUAACCUGGCCGAAGCUAAUCCUUGGAUUCUUGAUUCGAGCGCAACACACCAUCUCACAACGGAUUUGAGCAAUCUCUCUCUUCAUCGUCCAAUGGGGGUGAAGAGGUCACCAUCGCUGACGGUACCGGACUUUCUAUCUCGCAUAUGGGUUCCACACAUCUCCCUACUUCCUUUAAACCUCUAA
This is a messenger RNA of Camelina sativa (false flax), 1113 nucleotides long. The record is from RefSeq and is a predicted model, not a curated record. Lineage: Eukaryota; Viridiplantae; Streptophyta; Magnoliopsida; Brassicales; Brassicaceae.